CGCGGGCGCGCGAGCCAGACCGCCAUGACUUCCAGCGAGAUCGCCAUGCCGGGCGCGGUGAAGGCCGACCCCGCCGCGCUCAUGGCGUCCCUGCAGCUCCUGCCGUCGCCCACGCCCAACCUGGAAAUCAAGCACACCAAGAUUUUUAUUAACAACGAGUGGCAGAACUCAGAGAGUGGGAGAGUGUUCCCUGUGUAUAAUCCAGCCACCGGGGAACAGGUGUGUGAAGUUCAAGAAGCAGACAAGGCAGACAUAGACAAAGCGGUGCAGGCAGCCCGCCUGGCUUUCUCUCUUGGUUCCGUGUGGAGAAGAAUGGAUGCUUCGGAAAGAGGACGCCUGUUGGAUAAGCUUGCAGACUUGGUGGAACGAGACAGGGCAGUUCUGGCAACCAUGGAGUCCCUCAAUGGUGGCAAACCAUUCCUGCAAGCUUUUUAUGUGGAUUUGCAGGGCGUCAUCAAAACCCUUCGGUAUUAUGCAGGCUGGGCUGAUAAGAUCCACGGGAUGACCAUCCCUGUAGAUGGAGACUAUUUCACCUUCACACGACACGAACCCAUUGGAGUGUGUGGGCAGAUCAUCCCGUGGAACUUCCCCCUGCUGAUGUUUGCCUGGAAAAUUGCUCCGGCUCUGUGCUGUGGCAAUACAGUAGUUAUUAAGCCAGCAGAACAAACACCGCUCAGCGCGCUCUACAUGGGAGCCCUCAUCAAGGAGGCUGGCUUUCCACCAGGAGUCAUCAAUAUUUUGCCUGGAUUUGGGCCAACGGCUGGGGCAGCGAUAGCUUCUCACAUUGGCAUAGACAAGAUUGCGUUCACAGGGUCCACUGAGGUUGGAAAGCUUAUCCAAGAAGCAGCUGGAAGAAGUAAUCUGAAGAGAGUAACCCUGGAACUUGGAGGGAAAAGUCCCAAUAUUAUUUUUGCAGAUGCUGAUUUGGACUAUGCCGUGGAGCAGGCUCACCAGGGUGUGUUCUUCAACCAAGGCCAGUGCUGCACCGCGGGCUCCCGCAUCUUUGUGGAAGAGCCCAUCUACGAGGAGUUCGUCAGGAGAAGCGUGGAGCGGGCCAAGAGGCGCACAGUGGGCAGUCCCUUUGACCCCACCACUGAGCAGGGACCCCAGAUUGAUAAGAAGCAGUACAACAAGAUCCUGGAGCUCAUCCAGAGUGGUGUAGCUGAGGGCGCCAAGCUGGAAUGUGGAGGCAAAGGGCUGGGCCGGAAAGGCUUCUUCAUCGAGCCCACGGUGUUCUCAGACGUCACCGACGACAUGCGGAUUGCCAAAGAAGAGAUCUUUGGCCCUGUUCAGGAAAUUCUGAGGUUUAAGACAAUGGAUGAAGUUAUUGAAAGAGCCAAUAACUCAGACUUUGGACUGGUCGCAGCUGUCUUCACCAAUGACAUCAACAAGGCCCUCACAGUGUCGUCUGCGAUGCAAGCUGGGACUGUGUGGAUCAAUUGUUACAAUGCUUUAAAUGCCCAGAGCCCGUUUGGGGGAUUCAAGAUGUCUGGAAAUGGGAGAGAAAUGGGAGAAUUCGGUUUGCGAGAGUACUCAGAAGUGAAGACUGUGACAGUAAAGAUCCCCCAGAAGAACUCCUAAGAAGGCCAAGAAGGAAGGAGAGAGCCAGCCUGCACACCUCCCCUCUGCUGUCCCUGUGGGGCCCCGCUCUCAGCAGCACACAGCUGAUACACAGUCCUUAUUAAAG
This is a messenger RNA of Trichechus manatus latirostris (Florida manatee), 1687 nucleotides long. It is a transcript of the gene ALDH1A2, whose product is annotated as aldehyde dehydrogenase 1 family member A2. The record is from RefSeq and is a predicted model, not a curated record. Lineage: Eukaryota; Metazoa; Chordata; Mammalia; Sirenia; Trichechidae. Gene Ontology annotation, molecular function: aldehyde dehydrogenase (NAD+) activity. The transcript is spliced from 13 exons. The coding region runs from base 25 to 1581 and encodes 518 amino acids.